Molecule: messenger RNA, 5967 nt
Organism: Cololabis saira (Pacific saury)
Lineage: Eukaryota; Metazoa; Chordata; Actinopteri; Beloniformes; Belonidae
Gene: ttll4
Product: tubulin tyrosine ligase-like family, member 4
Exons: 21
Coding region: 658-3663 (1001 amino acids)
Biological process (GO): protein polyglutamylation; microtubule cytoskeleton organization
Cellular component (GO): cilium
Molecular function (GO): tubulin binding; tubulin-glutamic acid ligase activity
Source: RefSeq, a predicted model, not a curated record
GACGAUCUCCGAGCAGGAGCAGAGGUCUCACUCCCACUCUACGGCUCGUUUCUCCGCAACGUAGGAAACUCCACCAAAGAAACUCGCCAGAAAUACCGACUAACACGCUGGAAACAACACGGGAGAGUCUGGAAAAUGGCAGUUUCCCGUUGAGGUGACAGAGAAAUACACAACACCGCUGUCCAUUUUCUCUUCUGAGACCUGUGUCAUUCAUAUGAGCAGUCACAUUCCUUCUAGCAUUUAAACAGACGAGGGAGAGUCGUCUUCUCACCCCAUUUGCUUCAGCUAAAGUCCUCAGGACUCUAGCUCAGGCCUUCACCAGAGACCUGUCCUGUUUUAGCUGCGUGUUUCUGCCUCUCAGAGCUUCCUGUGACUCUCCAUGAGGAGAUCAUGCAGACCUGCUGACCUGCUUCCCCGGUGAAAGGUCUGACUAUUGUGCUGCUGUCGCUGCACCUGUGGUGGCAGUUAUGAGUGCUGCUGAUCAGGAUUCACUCAGAACUUGUUGUCCGUACAUGUGGAGCUGACAUCUUAAAGUCCUUCCUGCUGAAGAAACACUCUGAGCAGGGAGCCAGGAGGAGUCUCGACUGUUAAUCUGUUUUCUGACACUACCCCCCCGGGAGCCCCGCAGAAGUAACCGUGUCUCCUGUAGGCUGUGCCAUGCCCACUAACCAGUCUUCCCCCUGGGGUGGGGGGAAGCUCCGGGCUUGUUCCAGUGCAGAUAGUGCCCCGACUGCUGCCUCUGUUUGUACGCAAGACGAGACAAGUGCUGCCUCUGAAGUGCCUUUUGGUCGGACGCCCUCCGAGCUGUCCUGGAAAGAAGAGCAAUCCAGUUGUCAGUCCUCUCCUGCUGCCUCAUCAGUGGCCUCACCUACGGGAUCUGUGCAGGAGAAGGAAGGCAGAAACACAACCAGCAUCUGGGACCAGUUCCCUGCUGUGCUAGAUGGGUCUGUAACCCUCCCACAACAACAAAAGUGGAUUCACAGUCCAAAUCAGGUAACGGCACCAUCAGAACUUAAACGAACGGGCAGCAGCAGCAGCUGUAGCAGCUGCAGCAGCUCCUCCUCCAGCUACAAAGAGGAGCUCCAGGUGAUGGACGCCAUGCAGAAAUGUGCAGGAAUCCAAACCAGAGAAAACAGUUCAGCGGUGAAGAUUCAUCACGGUUCCUCGGGGGCGUUGAUACUGGGGUUGGAGCCUCCUUCAUCAGCUGAACAUCCAGACCUGUUGAUCAGAGGACAUUCCCCUCUGAAGCACAGCAGCCGACUAACGCCUAAAGCUGCAGACUGUUCAUCUCCACCACCAGUGCCUCACGUGUGCCUUGCUCUUCAUAAACAUCAGGGGACGACGCCAGGGAAGAAGCCCUCGUGCCAUGAAAGCACAAAAAAAGAAACGAGGACCACUAGAAGAAAAACCAGUGUCACGCGGAGGAGCCGUUCGGCUAAAACAGCCCUGCAGCGCAGUCGGACACCAAAAGUCCACGCGACAUCACGUCGUUUUAGCGGUCAGCUGCUGGCUAGAGGUGUUUCUGCAGCAGUUCCAGACCGUGAGCCCGUAAUAGCAGAUGUGAGCUCAGGUCAAGAUGCAGUCCUGGUGGGGUCCGUGACCACUCAGAUCUCAGCCAUCCACCUCACCAAGGUGGAUGGACAGCCUUCCUCCACGUCAUCUCCAUCCUCCUCCUCCUCAUCCUCCUCCUUGUUGACGGAGGAGUGUCCGGUCAGGGAGGCUCAGCUGACGGGGUCAGAGUGUGUCAUGCAGGUGGAUGGAAUCGAGGAGGAUCUGCCUGAUGAGCUAGAGAAUGCCUGCAGUGAUGACGAUGAUUCGGACGGUUCUUCCAUUAUCGACACUUCAUCCACAGCAUCCAUCCCCCUGGUCUCUAGCAUUGAAGAACCAAUGGUACUGGGGGUAGAGGACGACCGAGAAGAGCGGCCAGCGCUGCUUCCCAGUUUGUUUCCACUCGUGCCUCCAACCCUGUACUUCAGCACCGCCAAUGAGAAAGUGGAGAUGCUGCCUGCAGAGCAACGACGCCUGUUGAAAUGGAAGAUGAGCACCGUAACCCCCAACAUCGUCAAGCACACAAUCGCCAGGUCACACUUCAAAGCCACCAAGAAGAGCCAUGACUGGUUGGGCUGCUGGGGACACCACAUGAAGUCUCCCAGUUUCAGGUCACUUGCAGAGCACCAGAAGUUGAACCACUUCCCGGGAACAUUUCAGAUUGGUAGGAAGGACAGGCUGUGGAGGAAUCUGUCCAAGAUGCAGCUUCGCUUCGGCAAACAGGAGUUCAGCUUUUUCCCACGGACCUUCAUCCUUCCUCAGGACAUCAAGCUGCUCCGUAAGGCCUGGGAGGAUGGCAGCUCCAAGCAGAAGUGGAUCAUCAAACCCCCUGCGUCAGCCAGAGGAAUAGGUAUCCAGGUUAUCCACAAAUGGAGUCAGAUUCCUCGUAAGAGACCACUUCUAGUACAAAAGUACCUUAGCAAGCCCUACCUCAUCAGCGGUAACAAAUUUGACUUGCGCAUCUACGUCUAUGUGACGUCCUACGAUCCCCUCAGGAUUUACAUCUUCUCUGACGGACUGGUUCGAUUCGCCAGCUGCAAGUAUUCAUCUUCCAUGAAGACUCUUGGAAACAAGUUCAUGCAUCUGACCAACUACAGCGUCAACAAGAAGAACUCCGAGUACCAGACGAAUAGCGACGACAAGGCCUGCCAAGGACACAAAUGGGCUUUGAAGGCCUUGUGGCAGUAUCUGGGCUCUAAAGGCGUCAACACCACCCUGUUAUGGGAGAAGAUUAAAGACAUUGUGAUUAAAACUGUCAUAGGCUCUGAGCCGUAUGUCAACACCCUGCUGAAGAUGCACGUUAAAACGCCUUACAGCUGCCAUGAGCUGUUUGGCUUUGACAUAAUGCUGGAUGAGAACCUGAAACCGUGGAUCCUGGAGGUCAACAUAUCACCCAGCCUCCACUCCAACUCGCCACUUGACGUUUCCAUCAAAGGGCAGAUGAUCCGGGAUCUCCUGAACCUCGCCGGCUUCCACAUCCCUCAGAGAGAAGAGCUGGUGUCCCCCUGCAGCAGCGCCUCCAGCUCCACCAGCAGUUUGUGUGGCGGGAACAGGGACAAGACCCAUCUGUCUACUGAUGAAAAAGUCAAACGAGCGUUUUACCUCACGCAGCGUUACGCUGACCAGGACUUCCUCUCCUCAAUGUUGGAGGUUUUGACUCCGGAGGACGUCCGUGUGCUGGCGGAGAGCGAGGACGAGCUGAGCCGUCGGGGACAGUUUGAACGGGUUUUUCCAUCGCCCUCAUCAUCACGCUACCUUCGGUUUUUUGAGUGUCCCAGAUAUCUGAACAUCCUGCUGGACCAGUGGGAGCAGAAGAACUGGAGCGACAGGACCAAAGGUAUCGGUUUGUUGAGUACGCUGUGUCUGAAAGGAGUCCAUCUGGGAACCAGUGACCCUGCACACAUGUGGUCCAAGUAUAGCUCCAGGUGCGAGUUGCCAAGAAGUGGUGUGACGAGCGCAUCCAGGCCCAGCGUGGUGGUGACGCACCAGCCCCGCCCCCACCCCAGCGCCGCGGACGGCUCAGACAUGGAGGCCGCCUCUCCCAGUCCAGAGUCCAGCAGCAGCAGCAGCCCGACCCAGAGCUUCCAGGACCCGGAGCUGGCCCCGUCCUGCUGACGGGAUGUCCGGUACUGAGAACAGACGGUCCGGGUUCUCUGGACCAGAACACCCAAACACAACUUCAUGCUGAGGCGUAACAGCUGACAACCUUGUGCUGGACGUGGUUUUUGAAAAUGACUUGAAAGCUGUGCCGAAAUCAAAACUGCAGUCACUUUGUGGGUUUUCUCUCUCGGGCCUUGGCGCUUGAUGACAUCUACAAUUAAAUUCUCAGAAUUAAUGGGACGCCGCAGUCGGGAGUGUUUGAAGCUGGUUGCAGAUGCCUGAUCUUUGAUUUGACAGUGAUGCAGUGCAGAUUUUUAUAGUAAUGGAGAAACUCUGAUACCAGUAUAAGCAGAAUGCUUCUCAAUGAAUGUUACCGGUCGCUCACUAACAUUAUCAGCAUGUGAAGCUGCUUGUUUGAGCUGCGUUGAACAGAUUUAGCAAAGUUUAACCCAGAAACGACCUCUGUCGGCUGAUUUUUGUGUUGUUUUUUUUUUUUUUUUUUUUUUUUAAUCCCUAAUUUUUUCCCCGAUAUUUUUUUUUCCCCCCCAUUUUAUCAGCCAGUGCUCCUACCUAAGUCGGUCCUGGGCAUUGCUCCCCUCUACCAACCCCGGGAGGCCCUGCACUGAGCUCAGGUCUCCUCCUUAUCCUGAGGAGUGAGCAGGCCACUUCUUUUCACCAGACGUGGGGUUUCUCCAGCCGGACGUAGCGCGUGGAAGGAUCACGUUAUUCCGCCCAGAUCCUCCCCACCCCAUCUGUUCCCCGGUUGGCCAGAGGGGGCAUGUAUAGCCCAGGACUGUUGCAUGUUUUUGUGAGGGUAGCUCACAUUAGCUACCCAAGGGAACACGGGGAGAACAUGCAAACUCCACACAGAAAGGCCCUUUCACCAAACCCACCCAGGGUGAAGUCAUGGGGGAACUUAACACGCAUUUCAGCGCCCACAGCGUCCCCGGCGGGAAUUUAACCCUUCUUGCUGUGAGACAGCUGCACUACCAGCUGCGCCACCAUGCCCCCAGACUUUUGUGUUUUAACAGAGUUUUCAACCUGUUGUUUACAUGACGAUUGUGGCUUCAAGGGAUCAAAUCACUGUGAUAACUCUCAUAGUCCACCGUGGAUGUUUUAUUUUUUCCUGCCUCUUUUAAUCUUCUCACCAUUUUUGUUCUGAACAUCUCCUAACAAGCAGUUUGUCCUCUCGGAGCUUUUCCGGAUUUAAACUGUGAAUAAGAAGAGCUGGAGUCGGAGCGGUGCUGCUGAACGUCUCGGGGGUCGUUCACCCCCUUAAACGCUUGGUGGUGGCCCACAGGGGGGAGAUGAUGUCUCGACACUGUGAUUUCAUUCAUGCUUUUACAUUUGACUGCUGUUUCAGCGUUCGGAGCCUGUUUAUCACAUUCCUCAAAGACUCAUGGACUCUGGGGGGUGGGUUAUGGUUUUUAUUCACGACCUGAGCUCAAAAGAUCCGAUGUUUAUGAACCGCUCAGAUGUUAACAAGCACUUUUAAAAGGUGCUUCACUUUUUGUUUCUGUGACUUCUUGAAAACUGCUAAAAACACGUAAAUGUUCAUCACUGCCGGGUGGAAGCAGAGCUAUACGGGCUGCCUGGGACGGAUGCUUAACGCUCACUCAGGGUGAACAGAAGCGUUUAAAAGAGGAGAUGUGGUUGCUACAACAACGUUGGUGACACACAGACACAACAGGCAGGUUACAGGGAAAGAAAACCGAAUGUCUGCUUCCGUUGGCAGGAGCAUGUCAAGCAUCUUCUCUGAGGACAGUUGAAGUGUUGACAGAUGAAGCCAAAAGGUGAUGGAAACGCUGCUGGAGAUGAAAAUGGGUCGCUGCUAACGUGAAACCACCUUUCCUCUCUACCUAAUGUUCCUAAAAUCGUUCUGUUGGGGUGUGAGUUCAAAAGGCCUCUAAGAGUUUAUUUGACACUAGUGGGAAAACUGCAGGAGACUCGUGUCUCGAUAAACAGAAGUGAAACGUUUGGUGACGUGCGUGUUUCUACCUGACGUGCCCACAAAAAAGCAAAAGAAGCACGAUCAGGCGGUUUGCUGUGUUUUCGUAGAAAACUGUUCAAAAACAUGAACCAAACAUUAUUUUACUGAAGCUUUUGCUCAGGACUGGUUGAACCAGCUGCACCUUGAAUCUGACCAAAGUGACGGCCGUCUCCGUCACAUCGUGCUGCAGCAGUCGCACCGCCGAGUUUCACGCCAGUUGAAUGCCUAAACCUUAGUCCUAUUAACAGAAGCUGCUGCGUUUACAUGUUCAAGGGCUGUUGUAAAUGCUCAGGAUGACAAUUUGAAAAUAAAGCUUAUUUGACAUACAA